Molecule: messenger RNA, 3484 nt
Organism: Theobroma umbraticum
Lineage: Eukaryota; Viridiplantae; Streptophyta; Magnoliopsida; Malvales; Malvaceae
Product: CLIP-associated protein-like
Biological process (GO): microtubule cytoskeleton organization
Cellular component (GO): cytoplasmic microtubule
Molecular function (GO): microtubule binding
Source: RefSeq, a predicted model, not a curated record
GAUUGACUGGUUAGAUAAACCAGUAGUUGCAGUUACUUUAUACUCUGAAAAGGAGCUAAUAAGAGAAAUGGAGAAGAUUGCAUGUAUGCUUAUGGCGGAAAAUGAUUGGUCUGUUCGAAUAGCUGCCAUGCAGCAAGUUCAAGCUCUUGUCAUUGGAGGUGCUGUUGAUUAUCCGUGCUUCCAUGCUCUCUUGAAGCAACUAGUUGCACCUCUUUGCAUGCAGUUAUCUGACCGAAGGUCAAGCAUUGUAAAGCAGGCCUGUCAUCUCUUAAGCUUCUUAUCGAAAGAGCUAUUGGGAGAUUUUGAGGCUUGUGCAGAAAUGUUUGUGCCGGUCCUUUUCAAACUGGUUGUUAUAACUGUUCUUGUAAUUGCUGAAUCUGCAGACACCUGCAUAAAAACAAUGCUGCGUAGUUGCAAAGUUUCCCGUGUGCUUCCUCAAAUAGUUGAUCAUGCAAAGCAUGACCGUAAUGCAGUACUCCGUGCUAGAUGCUGUGAGUACUCACUUCUGAUGCUAGAAUACUGGGCUGAUGCUCCGGAGAUACAGAGAUCAGCUGAUCUUUACAAGGAUCUCAUACAAUGCUGUAUAGCAGAUGCAAUGAGUGAGGUACGGUUAAAUGCUCGACGUUGCUACAGAAUGUUCAAGAAAACUUGGCCAGAACGUUCUCUGCAACUAUUUCAGUCCUUUGAUUCUGUCAUCCAAAGGAUUAUAAAUGAUGAAGAGGGGGGCACGCCAAGACGCCAUCCUUCUCCUUCAGUUCGAGGAAGGGACUUGCGAAAAUCCCAUAAGGCUUUUCAAGCACCUACUUCUACUAAUUUAUCUGGACCUGGAACUUCUCUGCUUACCACAACAGAUAGGAGUAGGGCUGUACCUGUAGGUGUUCCUCUAUCCUCUGGCCCAUUUUCCUCAGAAGUAAAGUCACUUGGAAAUGGUACUGAAAGAAGUUUUGAGAACAUGCCACGUGCAAACAAACAGAGGGUGCCUGCCAUUCAAAACAUGCUUGCUGGUUUAGAUAUAUCUGAGAAACUCAAUUUUCAGAAGAAGCGAUUAGCUAGCUUGGAUUUAGGAGUUGACCCUCCUUCAGCUCAUGGCCUCCCAUUUCCCCCAGUUGUUACUGCUUCAGCUCUUGCUACAAAUGCUAUUUUCACUGAUUCAACUGCAUCAACCAUCAAAGCCGUUUCUUCUUUGAAUGCAGGGAAGCAAGCUUCUGAGAGACUGGGAGGUGGUUCUAUGGAAGAGCACGCUGAUGACAGGUUUGCCAGAAAAUCAGUAAAUAAGCAUAUUGACAGACAGUAUGUAGACGCAUCUUCCAAGGAUUCCAACUUUAGGGACUCCCAGGGCAAUAUUAUUCCUAACUUCCAAAGGCCUCUUUUAAGAAAGAAUAUUUCUGGUCGAGUUUCUGGAAACAGCAGAAGCUGUCUCGACGAUAAUCAGAUAUUACUUGGUGAAAUGUCAAACUAUGUGGACGGUCCAGCAUCACUCCAGGAGGCUCUGGUAGAGGGUCUAAGUCCUAGUUCUAAUUGGUCUGCUAGGGUUGCUGCUUUUAAUUAUAUUAGAAGUCUGUUGCAGCAGGACCAAAAAGGUAUCCAAGAAGUUAUACAGAAUUUUGAGAAAGUCAUGAAGCUGUUUUUCCAACACUUAGAUGAUCCCCACCAUAAAGUUGCAUACGCUGCCCUGUCAGCCCUUGCCGAUAUAAUUCCAGCUUGUAGAAAACCUUUUGAAAGUUACUUGGACAGAAUCUUACACCAUGUGUUUUCAAGAUUAAUUGAUCCCAAGGAGUUAGUUCGGCAGCUUUCUGUAAUGAAUUUGGAAGUUGUGAGCAAGGCCUAUGGCGUAGAUUCUCUUUUACCUGCUUUGCUUCGUGCAUUGGAUGAACAGAGAUCACCAAAGGCAAAACUGGCUGUUAUAGAAUAUGCUAUUGAUUCCUUCAAGAAAAAUGCUAUGAAUUCUGAAGGUGCUGCUAAUAGUGGCAUUCUAAAGCUGUGGCUUGCUAAAUUGAUACCUUUGGUCUAUGAUAAGAACACAAAACUGAAGGAAACAGCCAUUUCUUGCAUUAUAUCUGUACAUACUCACUACGAUUCAAGUGGUGUUAUAAACUACAUCAUGUGUAUGUCAGUUGAAGGGCAAAAUUCUCUAAGGCGAGUUCUUAGGCAACAAACUCCUCGAAUUGAAAUGGAUCUUAUGAACUUCUUGCAGAACAAGAGAGAAAGGCCACGUCCCAAAAACAUUUAUGAGCUAUCUGAUGUUGGGCUUUCUCCUGAUGCUGAAUAUACAGGUGCAUUGAAGAAAGCUAACUAUUUUGGAAGGUAUUCUUCUGGUUCUAGUGAUACCGAUAAUAGCAAGAAGUUGUUCACCAUGCAAGAACCAGUGCGAAUUUUAGAACCUAUUGCUCAAAAAGUAUCCAAUGAAGCUGAUGAACAUUUACGUUGGAAUCUUGAAGGCAGCUCCGAUAAUGUAAUUAUUUGCAGUGCCACUGGUGCUGGUGAAAAGGCAGAAUCCCCUCUAAGCCACCCUGACAGUGUUGAUUGUGAAUUUAUUAUGGAUAAUUACUUGCCUUCAUCAUGUUUUGACGCAAAUAUGGUGACAAGUUCUAAUCAUCCUGGAGUGAGCAGUUCCAAUGUUGGUAGUGACACUUUGGUUGAUGUCAAUCAUAGUAGUGAGAACUCCAUGAAUACUAAGUUUGGCUCUUCUCUAAAAUUGCGAAUCAGCAUUCCUCAAAUUCUUCACCAGGUGAACUAUAUUUCUAACAAUAAUGAGAGUGCAGCCGUUAGAAAGCGGGCACUUCAGCAACUCAUAGAGGCUUCCACAGAUACUAACUAUUCCAUAUGGACAAAGUACUUCAAUCAGACUUUGAAAGCUGUUCUUGAGGUGUUGGAUGAUCCUAAUUCUUCAACCAGGGAAGUCACCUUGCAGUUAGUAACUGUAAUGGUGAACAAACAGAAAGAUGCAAUGGAAGAUUCUAUUGAAAUUGUCAUAGAAAAGUUACUUCAUAUUGCUAAGGAUGCUGUUUCCAAGGUUUCAAUUGAAGCAGAGAAAUGCUUAUCUAUUAUUUUAUCAGAAUAUGAUCCCUUCCGAUGUCUGAGUAUAACUGUACCCCUGUUAAUCACUGGAGAUGAAAAAACUCUUAUUAUUUGCAUCAAGACAUUAACAAAGCUUGUUCGCCGGCUUUCUCAAGGGGAACUACUGGCUCAGCUUCCUUCGUUUUUACCAAUUCUUUUUGAUGCAUUCAGCAAUCAGAGUGCUGAAGUUCGCAAGACUGUUGUUUUCUGCCUGGUCGACAUUUAUGUCAUGCUCGGGAAGGCGUUCCUGCCAUACUUGCAGGAUCUCAACGGUGCCCAGUUGCGUCUAGUGACUAUUUAUGCCAACAGAAUUGCACAGGCCAGAAAAGGAACUUCUGUUGAAGCAAUCAAUGGCUAGCAGUUGGAAUCUGUGAACUAUGGUUUUCGAUGUACUCUUCAUUCAAUUAAUUUUAUUUGCAUUUUUGUA